This is a messenger RNA of Scylla paramamosain (green mud crab), 2022 nucleotides long. RefSeq lists its product as uncharacterized. The record is from RefSeq and is a predicted model, not a curated record. Gene Ontology annotation, cellular component: chaperonin-containing T-complex. Gene Ontology annotation, biological process: protein folding. Lineage: Eukaryota; Metazoa; Arthropoda; Malacostraca; Decapoda; Portunidae. Gene Ontology annotation, molecular function: ATP-dependent protein folding chaperone; ATP binding.
AUGCUGGCGGUGGCUGAGCAGUACCUGGAGCAGAACAUGCAUCCGCUUAUCAUCAUUCAGGGGUACAGACAGGCCCUCGACCAUGCUCUGGAGGCCCUUAAAGACACCCUCAGGUACUUGGGGGGCUGUGGUAGGGCUGGGGGGGCACGGAGAGGAGCUACCCCCGCUGACCCCCUCGAACCCCCACAGAUCCCGGGAGGAGCCAUUGAAGAGAGCUGUGUGCUGGACGGGAUCAUGAUAAACAAGGAUGUGUUGCAUGCAAAGAUGAGCAGGAAAGUAGACAAUCCUCGUAUCAUUCUCCUUGACUGCCCGCUGGAGUACAAGAAGGGCGAGAGCCAGACUUCGGUGGAAAUGACUGCUGAGACGGACUUUACGAGGCUCCUACAAAUCGAGGAGGAGCACGUCAAGGAACUCUGCGCUGACAUCCUGGCCCUGCGACCCGACGUGGUCAUCACAGAGAAAGGCGUAAGUGACCUGGCCCAGCACUACCUGGUAAAAGCUGGCGUGACCUGCCUCCGUCGCGUCAAGAAGAGCGACAACAACAGGUUGGCAAGGGCUUGUGGGGCAACCAUCUGUAAUCACACUGAGGAGCUGAAGGAGUCCGAUGUUGGCACGCAGGCUGGUCUCUUUGAAGUUAAGAAGCCUCUCCCAGUGUAUCCCAGCCUCUCCCAGUGCAUCCCAGCCUCUCCCAUUCCACCCCAGCCUCCCCCAGUGCAUCCCAGCCUUUCUCAGUCCACUCCAGCCUCUCCCAGUGCAUCCCAGCCUCUCCCAGUGCAUCCCAGCCUCUCUCAGUCCACUCCAGCCUUUCCCAGUGCAUCCCAGCCUCUCCCAGUGCAUCCCAGCCUCUCCCAGUGCAUCCCAGCCUCUCCCAGUCCACCCCAGCCUCUCCCAGUCCACCCCAGCCUCUCCAAGUGCUUCCCAGCCUAUCCCAGUCCACCCCAGCCUCUCCCAGUCCACCCCAGCCUCUCUCAGUCCACUCCAGCCUCUCCCAGUGCAUCCCAGCCUCGUCCAGUGCAUCCCAGCCUCUCCCAGUGCAUCCCAGCCUCUCCCAGUGCAUCCCAGCCUCUCCCAGUGCAUCCCAGCCUCGUCCAGUGCAUCCCAGCCUCUCCCAGUGCAUCCCAGCCUCGUCCAGUGCAUCCCAGCCUCUCCCAGUGCAUCCCAGCCUCUCCCAGUGCAUCCCAGCCUCUCCCAGUGCAUCCCAGCCUCUCCCAGUGCAUCCCAGCCUCUCUCAGUCCACUCCAGCCUCUCCCAGUGCAUCCCAGCCUUGUCCAGUGCAUCCCAGCCUCUCCCAGUGCAUCUCAGCCUCUCCAGUGCAUCCCAGCCUCUCUCAGUUCACUUCAGCCUCUCCCAGUGCAUCACAGCCUCUCCCAGUGCAUCCCAGCCUCUCCCAGUGCAUCCCAGCCUCUCCCAGUGCAUCCCAGCCUCUCCCAGUGCAUCCCAGCCUCUCCCAGUCCACCCCAGCCUCUCCCAGUCCACCCCAGCCUCUCCAAGUGCUUCCCAGCCUAUCCCAGUCCACCCCAGCCUCUCCCAGUCCACCCCAGCCUCUCUCAGUCCACUCCAGCCUCUCCCAGUGCAUCCCAGCCUCUCCCAGUCCACCCCAGCCUCUCCCAGUGCAUCCCAGCCUCUCCCAGUCCACCCCAGCCUCUCCCAGUGCAUCCCAGCCUCGUCCAGUGCAUCCCAGCCUCUCCCAGUGCAUCCCAGCCUCUCCCAGUCCACCCCAGCCUCUCCCAGUGCAUCCCAGCCUCUCUCAGUCCACUCCAGCCUUUCCCAGUGAAUCCCAGCCUCGUCCAGUGCAUCCCAGCCUCUCCAUGUGCAUCCCAACCUCUCCCAGUGCAUCCCAGCCUCUCUCAGUCCACUCCAGCCUCUCCCAGUGCAUCACAGCCUCUCCCAGUGCAUCCCAGCCUCUCCCAGUGCAUCUGAAACAUUUAUUCCCUGUAAAAACACUUUGUAAAUUAUUGUAAAUUAUUAUUAUAGAAACAGCUUUAAAAUAGCCUAAAUUUUAAAUAAAUUAAGUAAAACACA